Messenger RNA from Cicer arietinum (chickpea), 1583 nucleotides. Its product is annotated as coniferyl alcohol acyltransferase. Gene Ontology annotation, molecular function: acyltransferase activity, transferring groups other than amino-acyl groups. The record is from RefSeq and is a predicted model, not a curated record. Lineage: Eukaryota; Viridiplantae; Streptophyta; Magnoliopsida; Fabales; Fabaceae.
CUAAAGACACAGAAAAUACCAAAGAGAAACACUACAUAUCUUCCUUAAAAAUGUCAAAUAUUCUCAAGGAAGUUGCAUACAAAGAGUAUGAGAAAUUUGAAGUCAAGUUCACUAGAAAAAGUGUUGUAAAAUCUUCCAAUCCUUUAACAAAGCCAUUUUCAGUGAUCAAUCUUUCAAAUCUUGAUCUACUUUCAGGUCGUUUUCCUGUUACAUACUUAUAUUUCUACAAAAAACCAAAACAAGGUAACUUCAAAUCUUUUGUUGAUUCUCUUAAGACCUCUCUAGCACAAAUACUUAAUCAUUACUAUCCCUUUGCUGGCCAAAUUGUUCAAAAUCCAAAAACCAAUGAACCUCAAAUAAUUUGUGACAACAAUGGUUCACUACUCAUUGAAGCUCAAGUUAACAUUCCACUAAAAAGUUUAGAUUUUUAUAAUCUCAAUGAAACUCUUGAAGAAAAAAUAGUCAAAGUUCAACCAAAUUUCCCUUUACAAAUUCAAGUAACACAAUACACAUGUGGUGGAAUUUCAAUUUCAUUUACUUUUGAUCAUGCAUUAGGUGAUGCAACUUCAUUUGGUAAAUUCAUUUCAUCAUGGUGUGAAAUAUCACAAAAUAAACCAUUAUCAUGCAUACCAAACCAUACAAGAAACCUUUGUACAAAUUCACCUCCUAAAUAUAAACCAUACUUAGACAAAAUUUUCAUCAAAUGCACAAUGGAAGAGAUACAAAACAUGUCAAUGGAGAACAACAAUAUAUCGCUUAAGCGCCUUUAUCAUAUCGAUGCAUCGAGUAUUAACACGCUGCAAAGACUCGCUUCGAUUAACGGAACAAAAAGAACAAAAAUUGAGUCUUUCUCUGCCUAUGUAUGGAAAAUAAUGAUAGGAACAAUUGAUCAAAGCAAAUAUAAAAAAUGUAAGAUGGGUUGGUUAGUAGAUGGAAGAGAAAGAAUGAAUCAAAACAAAAAUUCGAUGUCGAAUUACAUUGGUAAUGUAUUGUCUUUAGCUUUUGGUGAGGCUAUGAUUCAAGAAUUGAAAGAAGCUUCAUUAUCAAAAAUUUGUGACAUAGUUCAUGAUUCAAUUUCUAAGGUUAAUAAUGAGGAACAUUUUUUGGAUUUAAUUGAUUGGAUUGAGAUUCAUAGGCCUGGUUUGAUGCUUGCAAAGGCAGUACUAGGUAAGGAUGGUCCUGUUUUGGUUGUGUCUUCAGGACAAAGGUUUCCUGUUUGUGAAGUUGAUUUAGGAUUUGGGUGUCCUUUGUUAGGGACAGUGUAUACUUCUAUUAAAAGGGUUGGUGUUGGUUAUAUGAAUCAAAGACAAAGUGGUAAAGGUGAUGGUUCAUGGACUGUGUCUGCUAUUUUGUGGCCUGAAUUGGAAGCUGCAUUGAUGAAUGAUUCAAUUUUUCAGCCUAUGAAUGCUUCUCAUCUUCAACUUUAGUGUAGUGCUUUGUUGUUAAAAGACACUCAACAAAAGAAAACAUAUAAGACUAUGGUUGAGUUUAUUUAUGGAACAUGUGUAUUAGAAAUGUUUUUACAAUUUACUCAUUGUACUUUUUGUUUUAAUAAAAUAGUUAACUUUUUAUAAAUAAAAAAA